UGGAAAAUUCCUAGCUACGCCCCUGCUAGGACCCUGUGUUAGGAAGCCAAGCGCUUAACCACUCUACCACCUCGCCCCCAUGUGAUCUGGACGUCUAAAUAGAUCUAGUGCAGGAGAAAGCAAAUGCCGUUUUUCAUUGACUGAUCAGAUGAAACUGUAUAACAUUCCAGGUAAGAAACUAAUAAAUCAGUGACUAGGUAACUUGGUCAUGUUUACUAUUGCUAUUCAAGGAAAUUAUUUGUUCAUGAAAUAGCUAAAAAAGCUUUUAAAAUAAUCUCAACCAUUUUUAGAUGUAUUUAUGACCUUAUUAUUCUCUUUGUAGAGUUACCUUUGUAAAACACAGUCACGGAGUUUCCAAAGACAGAAAUGACUUGAUUACCACGAUUCACUUCCUUUAUUCGCGUAUCGUUUACCUGUUUGCUGGUACAGGACGUCAAAGUCAUUGUUUAGUCGGCAAUAAGUUGUCAUCUUUCAUUACCAAAUAUGUGUGGAUAAAUUGUGUUAAAAAUAUUUUUUUAAUUGUUGGAACACUUGCAGGUAAAGGAGAACAAAAUGCUUCAGGCAAGGUAUCUACUUCCCGAACACGUGCCAGUUUUAAUGUCGCUGCUGGCUUUAUAUUUAUGUGAGGGCUAUCUCACAACAGACCAAGACAGCAUUACAGUGUUGAUUGACACUGACAACUGCACACAGUUGUUUGAAUGUGUGAAUCUAACCAGUUGCGAAGUGCACCUGGAAAUAAACAACUACAGUCUAACAGUCCUUGAAACGAAGGGGAAUAAUUCAGUAGAAUUUAAUGAUUCAGAUUCUUCAUUAUGUUUGUCUUCCACUAAUGUUAAAGGUCAAUUUGGCACAUGUGCUAAAGUGAACGCCACAGUUGAACCUAGCACCACUAGAUGUUCGUCGUUAGACCCAUUUCUAAAUGGCUCUAUAUCGUAUUUACUAUUUACUAUUGAGUUUGAGAACUCGACCUGCAGACUAGUCAACAGCAGGAGAACAAACUGUGAUAUCAAUAAGACGGUUCACUCGGUGGAAGAGUCUGCAUCGCUGGAGCAGACAAUAUUACCAACUAGCAUAGAGUCAUCGAAAUCUUUGACCUUUGUGACGUCAUCGUCGGAAUCUGCAACGGCGAUGGACGUCCUGAAUGAGUCUUACGUAACAACAACAUCGCAGUCGUCUCUCGACGUUACGGUGGUCGACAGUACAUUCAGCGCUGACCAUCUUCAAUCAUUUUCAAUAACCGAUUUUGUCUUAGAGUCCACACAAAGUUUAACAACAACGUCAACGCUAUCAGCUUCAUCUCCCUCAUCAGUAGCUGACAGUGUGUUGAGCGUAUUAUGGAUAUCGGAAACAUUGCAUACUGUUGAUGUAAUUGAUCUAACUAAUUCAAUCAGUCAUGAGAAUUUUUUUACAUUAACUGAUUCUGUUUUGGAUUCACCUACAACAUCAACGCUAUCAGCUUCAUCUACCUCAUCAGUAGCUGACACUGUGUUGAGCGGAUUAUGGAUAUCGGGAACAUUACAUACUGUCGAUGUAAUUGAUCUAACUAAUUCAAUCAGUCAUGAUCAUUUUUUAACAUUAACUGAUUCUGUUUUGGAGCCUACCUCUGUAAUGAAUGAAAUCCUAACCACUGUGUCACUGGAGUCUAAAAUUUCGCAUGAUUCUAGCAUUAGUUUUAUAGAGUCUCAAAGUGUUCAGGUUUCUCCCAGCUCAUCUGUUGUUGAAAGCUUACAAAUGAAUAGUUUAACUUUUUCCAUUGAAUCCACUCAUACGUUGGAUGAAUCAAUAACCAGUACACUAACAGAUUUUAGUGUUGACGACCUAUCAUCUUUCCUAGAAGUAACACCAUCUAAAGAAGUUCAGUUCUUAGAAACAACUACAUUUCUUAGAAGUAUAUCUAAUGAAAUAAUCAGUUCAUUUAGAGAUGAAACUUCAAGUUUAUCAACUUCUUUCGAUCUCCCUGUGUUCAGCAGUGCAAGUUACAGUAUGACUGUUUAUAAAGUAACUCAAACAGAAUCUCCGUUAUUUAGUAGUUCCUUAUAUUCUAUGGAACAUUUAAGUACUGCAACUAACCCUGAAACUGUACAAGCUAGUGCUACAAUUAUUUCUGUUAAAAGCUCAUGGGACACUAAUGAAUCUACAGAUCAAAUCACACAGACAACUGAAGCUAUUACCCCUUCAUUAAUGACGAAUACAUUUAACAAUAUAAAUAUUUCCAUUGAAUCAACUCAUGUUUUAAAUGGAUCAAUAACCAGUCCUCUAACAACAGGUUUUAGUGUUGACGACCUAUCUAAUGAAUUUCAGUUCUUGACAACUAAGUCUCUUACUGCAAGUAUACCUAAUGAAAUAAUCAGUUCAUUUAGAGAUGAAACUACAAGCUUAUCAACUUCUUUCGAUCUCCCAGAGUCCAGCAGUGCAAGUUACAGUAGUACUGUUUAUAAAGUAACUCAAACAGAAUAUCCGUUAUUUGGUAGUAGUUCCUUAUAUCCUAUGGCACAUUUACCGACUGCAACUAACCCUGAAACUGUACAAGCUAGUGCUACAAUGAUUUCUGUUAAGAGUUUAUGGGAUACUAAUGAAUCUACAGAUCAAAUCACACAGACUACUGAAGCUAUUACCCCUUCAUUAAUGACGAAUACAUUUAACAAUAUCAAUAUCUCCAUUGAAUCAACUCAUGUUUUAAAUGGAUCAAUAACCAGUCCACUAACAGGUUUUAGUGUUGACGACCUAUCGAACGAAUUUCAGUUCUUGACAACUAAGUCUCUUACUGCAAGUAUACCUAAUGAAAUAAUCAGUUCAUUUAGAGAUGAAACUACAAGCUUAUCAACUUCUUUCAAUCUUCCUGUGUUCAGCAGCGCAAGUUACAGUAUGACUGUUUAUAAAGAAACUCAAACAGAAUCUCCGUUGUUUAGUAGUUCCGUAUAUCCUAUGGCACAUUUAACGACUGCAAGUAACCCUGAAACUGUACAAGCUAGUGCUACAAUGAUUUUUGUUAAUAGCGCAUGGGAUACGAAUAAAUCUACAGAUCAAAUCACACAAACAACUGAAGCUAUUACCCCUUCAUCGAUGACGAAUACAUUUAACAAUAUAAAUAUAGUUGUCUCAACAUCUACUGAAACCGUUAACUCUAGAAUAGACACCAGUAUUGUGGUUUCCAUAAGAGAUCCAAGCAUGCUAUCGAUGGCAGUUCAUCCUCUUGCAACACUGACUACAAGUGAGAGCUUAGCUCCAAGCGAGUUUACGGCUUCCGUUGAAGCAAGCUCAAAUGUUUUUGUAUUCUCAAGUUUUACCUCCAAAUCGUCACACCAAUCCAUGACGUUAGUUGGAGUAUCUAGUACCGACACUACUUCUGAGCAAAACAACAUUACCACUUUAGACAAUGUGACCUCACACCAGAAAGUCAUCUUAACGACGGUCUCAACAAACGAUACCGUCUUCUAUACAAUGACCACACUUGACCCGAAUGUCACAGUUAACCUGUCGGUAUUCGCAAGCACUCUUCGGCACUCCGACGACACCGUCCCGAUCGUUCUAGGCGUAGUGCUCGGCUCAGCAGCUUUGUCAGUGUUGGGUAUACUCCUAUGCUUGUACGUGAAGCACAGAAAGAGGAGUCAACUAGCCACAAGGGCGCAACGGUACAAGACGAAUGGCUUCAGAAACUGGAAGAGCACGAAGCGCAACACAAGCGGUUCAGAUCAAACCUCAUUUGAUCAUAUUCCUCUCGCUGAUUAUUCGCCAAUGCAUUCAAAAGAGUACGUGGGUAACCAUACGAAGUCUAACGUGGACAGCUCUGGCACAAACAUCGAUAAAGACAAUAAUCCCCUUUUCGACAACGACACACUUCAAACCCAAGAAGAUGGUCUAACAAAAGCCGCCGACUUUGGCAGGCUACGAGCUGACGUCAUUAUCGCUGGCCUGAACAAUAACAUUCAGGGUAAAAUCAAACCCAGAAAAAGUGAUGCUUUAAACUUAGAAAACAUCCAGCUCAACGACUUGCGAACACAACGAGACAACACAAAAAGUGACAGCAAUGUCAACCCUCUGCUCGUGGAAAAGAAUGAAAUCAAGCUUAAAGCGACCGCCCACGGGAAAUCAAGAAAGUCUCGGGAGUAUACUGAUAUUGCCACUGAAGUCUUCGACAAAGAAAACACUCGACCAAGACCAACAUCCUGUGAUGUAUAUGCCACUAUUAGUGAGGUCGAUACUGGAUCUAUCAGGUAUCAGUAUAUUUCUCUGUAUGACAAAGCUCGAGCACCUGAGACAGAAGUAGCUAACCCCGAACUCUUCGAGUACUACUCAACAAUCGCAACAGAAAGCAAUCAAAGAAAGAUAACUUCGAAUAAAGCAAUAAACCAAAGGAAUUCUGAGUUAUCCACGGAUCGAACUUCUUUUAAUGGCUCCAGUUUAUACGAAGAUAUAAAUAUAUUCGAAACAAAAGAAGUGGAUUCUUCUCAAGCAGGAGGCAAUCAAGACAUGUAUUCUAUUUUAGGGCAAGAGAGCAGAGAAAGGCUUAACCCUUACAACAGUCUUCCUUACCAAAAGGAGGAGGGAAUGAACAGUGACUCCGAAUACCCACAGCACGCAAAGCAAGUCUCCCAAAACACUUCCGGUCAAGUUCAGCCCGUCUACAACAAACUUUUCACUACAGACGUGCUCCAAACUGAUGGGCAUAUCUACAACCAAAAGCAGCAAGAGAGUCCAAGUCUUGCAAAUAAAUCUAGAUCUGAAAACGUUUUGCCCUCUAGCAAUGAGUCUCAAAACAGAAACAGUGAUUUAAGGGAGAAUGGAGAGAUUAUCUAUUUCAUCUUGGAACCGGGUAGUCAGUAUGAUUAGAGUCUGGUCAGAUAUUUAAAGAAACGAGAUGUGGCAAAAUAUUGAGGUCGCAGCGGGUCUGCGCCAUAUAAACCCUUGAAUUCCUCUUUAAGAGUCAAGUCCGAUUGCUUAUUAUCAUGUAUUAUAGGGAAGAAGGGUUACUAUAUAUUUCGUAAUUCAAACGUCUAUGGAUUGGAGAAACACCUGACACAAGAAAUUAUCUAGAGACUGGGAUGCAACAUAAUUUAGGUGUAGGACUCUGGAAAUAUACAUUGUACUCUAUUCUGAGAUGUUUCAAAUUCUGUUCUGGGAAUUGAAUUAAUUCAUAGAUAUUUAUUAUUUAAAACAUAAUGUUGUUGUUUUUUUUAUUUUUUUCGCUUAUAAGAAUUUCUAAAAUAUGUUAGGGUUAAGCUACACUCAGAGCAAACUAAAAAUAUUUAUCUGAAGCUAAACAGUUCACCCUAGCAAGAUAUAACUAAUACAACGGGCUUCAGCCAUUGAUAUGUGAAGACGAAUGAAUACCCGAACCUAUUAAACUCUAAGGGGGAUAAAGAGGGUACGAGCAGGCUUUCUCAAGUUUGACUAGCCUAAUACAGACAUACUACAUACAUAAAGGCAGCACUUGGAACCAAAGUAUUGUUAAUGAGACAAGAUAGCGAAUUAAAUAUAAGUAAAUUAAAGGGCUCCAAACCUGGAAGUCUGGUGUGACCAGGUGGGGACGGAGCAAGGCGGGGCAUCUGACAAUUGACUACUGGGGAGGUAAUUACAUGCAUGUGAGAUGUUUUAAUAGAGUCUAGAGUUUAGCUCCCUUAGUACCUGCAUUACCUCUUAGCAGUGUUGCCGUAUCGGGGCUCACUACUACUUACCCUGGUCGACGCAGUCCCAUAUUUUCUCUCACAAAAAAAUGUGGUCUUUAUAUAUGUAACAUGGAAGCACUCUUCAUUGUUUCACUACUUAGAUUUACAUUUAUAUUCACUAUAGUCGGAUCCAACUAUUACGAAAGUGUAAACUGACAGUAGGGAUUAAAAGAGAAAAAAAACAACAAUCGAGCAAGCGCUACGCUUCCUUGUGAUGUAUGUGAUGUAUGUGAUGUAUGUGAUGUAUGUGAUAUAUGUGAUGUAUUGAUAUAUGUGAUGUAUGUGAUGUAUUGAUAUAUGUGAUGUAUUGAUAUAUGUGAUGUAUGUGAUGUAUGUGAUGUAUGUGAUGUAUGUGAUGUAUGUGAUGUAUGUGAUAGAAGUGAUGUAUGUGAUGUAUGUGAUGUAGUGAUAUACGUGAUGUAUGUGAUGUAUGUGAUGUAUGUGAUGUAUGUGAUGUAUGUGAUGUAUUGAUAUAUGUGAUGUAGUGAUAUACGUGAUGUAUGUGAUGUAUGUGAUGUAUGUGAUGUAUGUGAUGUAGUGAUAGAAGUGAUGUAUGUGAUGUAGUGAUAUACGUGAUGUAUGUGAUGUAGUGAUAUACGUGAUGUAUGUGAUGCACGAGAUGAACGUGAUUUAGGUGACAUGUGAUGUACAUGAUGUAUGUGAUGUUUGUGACAUGUUAUG
Biomphalaria glabrata is the source of this 6347-nucleotide messenger RNA. RefSeq names its product serine-rich adhesin for platelets-like. NCBI's taxonomy places the organism in Eukaryota, Metazoa, Mollusca, Gastropoda, Planorbidae. The transcript is spliced from 3 exons. The record is from RefSeq and is a predicted model, not a curated record. Bases 553 to 4830 code for a protein of 1425 amino acids.